This is a messenger RNA of Camelina sativa (false flax), 322 nucleotides long. Its product is annotated as defensin-like protein 107. Lineage: Eukaryota; Viridiplantae; Streptophyta; Magnoliopsida; Brassicales; Brassicaceae. The record is from RefSeq and is a predicted model, not a curated record.
CAAGAAAAAAAGUUAAGAGAUUAUUGCAAAAAUGGCUAUCAGCAAGAAAAAAUUAAUUUCAUUUGUUUUCACUGUCCUCUUCAUCAUAUCAUCUGUUAAUUGUCGUAUGAAAACUAGUUAUCCAGGUUAUGGAAUAAAGCAGCAAGAUAGACAAUGCUUCAAGAGUUAUGAAUACUUAUGUCGUGGUGGAGAAGGCGACUGUAAAGAUUAUUGUAGAGAUCAUGAUUAUGCUACUGGCUUAUGUGUUAGCCAUCCUGAUGCAUGUUGUUGUACGAUUUAAUUUACACUCAAAAACAAAAAUAAAUAAAUUUAAUAAAAUGUC